AGGAGCGCUCUGGGGCCAGCCUACCGCGCGGAGGCGGAGGCACCCUGCCGGCGAUGCCCUUUUUAGCCGCCUGCCAAGUUACAAAUCCCCGCAGCGCUUCUUGGUGUGGCGAAGGGGUCAUGUGGGUGUACCUGCUGCUCUGCGCGGUCCUCCUGCUGGCCAUCACCUUCAGGGCUCUCGGCCAUCUCGGCGGCUCUCCGAGCCCUUUUGCAGCAGACUCCAGGCGGCCGCCGGCGCCUCUGGUGACCGACAAGGAUGCGCGCAAAAAGGUCCUCAAGCAAGGCUUCUCCCGUGACAAAGUUCCUGACUGUCUGGAUGCAGUUGUCAUUGGAAGCGGCUACGGAGGCCUGGCUGCAGCAGUGCUGCUUUCUAAAGCCGGGAAGCGUGUGCUUGUCCUGGAGCAGCAUGGGAAGGCAGGAGGCUGUUGCCACACCUUCAACGAUCAAGGCUUUGAGUUUGAUGUAGGUAUCCAUUACAUAGGGCAAAUGCAAGAGGAUUCCAUCCUGCGCAUCAUGAUUGACCAGCUCACAGAUGGCCAGCUUCAGUGGGCCAAGAUGGACUCUCCCUUUGAUGUACUAAUUCUGGGAGAUCCUGAGAGUAGCAAAAAGUAUUUCCUGUACAGCGGGGAGAAGGAAUAUGUGGAAGGCUUAAAGAAGCAGUUUCCAGGUGAAGAGGAAACCAUCGACAGAUUUGUGGCGCUUGUGAAGAGAGUUGCCAAAGGAAGUGCCCACAUGGCGAUUCUGAAAAUGCUUCCGCUCCCCUUGGUCAAGUUUCUGCACUGCACUGGCCUGCUGGCCUUGGUUUCUCCUUUCUUUAGGAUGAUCUCCAAAAGCCUUACCGAAGUAGCUGCUGAGUACACGGCAAACGCUGACCUGAGAGCCGUGUUCAGUUAUAUUUUUCCUACUUAUGGAAUGAUUCCUGUAGAGUCCAGCUUCUCUUUACACGCCAUCCUUUUCGAUCACUUUUUGGAAGGGGGGUGGUAUCCCCAAGGAGGUGCCAGUGAAAUUGCAUUCCACUCCAUUACCAUCAUCAAACAGGCCGGAGGGGCUGUCCUUACCAAAGCCCCUGUGCAGAGCAUCUUGGUGAAUUCACAAGGGAAAGCUUAUGGUGUCAGUGUGAAGAAAGGCACAGAUGUUGUCAACAUCUUUGCUCCUGUUGUGAUUUCCAACGCUGGGAUCUUCAACACCUAUGAGCAGCUCCUGCCAGAGAAACUGCGAAUGCUGCCAGAUGUUCAGAAGCAGCUCUCCAUGGUUCAGCAUGGCAUAGGAGGGUUCAGUGUCUUCAUAGGGCUGAAAGGCUCCAAGGAAGAGUUGGGACUGGAAGCCAAGAACUACUUCCUCUACCAGGACAACCAGCUCGAUGAAGUGUUCAUUUCUUACCUUAAUUCUUCAAGAGAAACAGCAGCGAAGAAUAUUCCGUUAGUGUACAUAGCAUCUCCAUCGGCCAAGGACCCGCUGUGGGAGAAGAGAUACCCAGGGAAGUCAACUCUCAUCAUCUUGGCCAUUGCAAGAUAUGAAUGGUUUGAGGAAUGGAAGGACAAAAAGGUCACAAAGAGGGGAGCAGAUUACGAGGACCUUAAAAAUAGUUUUGUGGAAAAUUUGAUGGAAACCACUUUGAAAUUCUAUCCUCAAAUAAAAGAUAAGAUUGAACACGUUUCUGCGGGGACUCCUCUUACCAACCAGCACUACAUUGGUUCUCCACGAGGAGAGAUGUACGGGGCAUCACACAGCAUCUCUCGCCUGCAGGCUGAAGUUACAGCCACCAUCAGACCUCAGACCCCAGUCCCAAAUCUCUACCUGACAGGUCAGGAUGUUUUCUUGGGUGGCUUUCCAGGAGCCCUCCACGGAGCCCUCAUCUGUGCUUCUGCUGUCCUACAGCGCAACCUCUACAUCGACCUCCAGUGGUUAAAGCGAAAAGUCAAAGCAAACAACGCCAAAAAGAGAAACUGAGCUUCUUCCACCAUCCACCUGGUGAAAGCUUCUCAUCCUUCCUCUCCUGUGUAGACAAUCUGAAAGCCAUUUGCCUCCUUGGUUCUGCAUCUGACCUGCAGAGGGAUGCUCACUGGUACCCAAACUGACCACAGUGCCCUUUGGUCUGCAAUUGUGGACUGCCUGCCAUUAGGCGCCUGCUUCAAAUAAUGUGCAGACACCGUCCAGCAAUUGUGCUAGAUUUGUCUGGACGUAAAAUUGAGACUCCAGCACAGGGGGUUUUGGAGGGGAGGAGUUUGACUAACCCCAACUAUAACAGAGCAGUAAAGGCUGAGCACAUUAAAGAGUAGCUUGAGACAGUUGUUUAAGAUCCAGAAGCACAGUGGGGUCAUUCACAUAACCAAAUGGGAGUGGGGUGGGCUGGGGGGGGAGGCAGGAGAGACUACCUGCCUUCCCCCAGACGGCAAGAGCCCAAUCACUGCUCCACCACCCGUGUGUCCACAUGAGUGGUUAGGAGGCGAGGCCAGGCAAGCUGCAAUGGUGGAGGGGGAGGGGGAGGAAGCCAGGCCACCAGAUACCCCACAAUGCAUUGGGAAGACUGCAUGCUGCCUGGCCACUCCUUUCCCCUGCCUCUAUGAUCAAGAUGGCUGCCAGGAGCAGCUGCCGGCAGCUCAGUAACACACAGGACCAGCAAGUGAGGCAGGAGGCAGAUGUGUGUCCUCCUACCUCAGGGCUACCCGGUUGUGGGGGAGAGCGGCGGGAUCAGGAGUGAUCCCACCGCUUCACACAACAAGCCCUACCUGGUAGGGCUGAUUGUGUGAACAGCCUUACAGUGUCCGAAAUAAGGAGGCUUAGCCAAGGUGAGCACUCUCAUGGACUGGACAUGUAUGUCCACAUGUGCUACAGUCUGUGUCUGUUAGUGUGUGCAGGGAUGGCCUGUGGUAUUGUGGCAGCCAAGAUGGGGGCCAAGAGGGGGCCAGCUCCUUUUCAAAACCAACCUUUGCACAUUUUGAAAGCGGUGGCAGGGAGGAGGGAAGGCUGCCUCGACUCUCUUUGUGCUUCUUGGCUCUUUGGGAAGCAGGAGGAGAGGUGUUCCUUGCGAAGCUUUCAUGGCUCAGAUCAAUACCCAAGAGCUACUCUGAAGGCAGCAACAAGGGGCAUCUUGCUACCUGGAUUGCACUCCAGUGACUUGCUGCCUGAAGCAACCUCCUCACUAAGCCUCAUAAAAGGGUUGCCGCUGGGUGUGUGCAGUCUCAAGCAACAAAGGGCCUGAAAUUAGGAACAUAGGAAGCUGCCAUAUACCAAGUCAGACCCUUGGUCCAUCUAGCUCAGUAUUGUCUGCACAGACUAGCAGCAGCUUCUCCAAGGUUACAGAUAGGAAUCUCUCUCAGCCCUAUCUUGGAGAGGCUGCCAGGGAGGGAACUUGGAACCUUCUGCAUCCCAGAGCGGCCCUGUCCCCUAAGGGGAAUAUCUUGCAGUGCUCGCACAUGUAGUCUCCCAUUCAAAUGCAAACCAGGGUGGACCCUGCUUAGCAAAGGGGUAACAAGUCAUGCUUGUUACCACAAGACCAGCAGACCAAGCUUCAGACAGAGCUGAAUCUUUGGCCCACAGCUCUAUUCCGGAGUUUUAACACUUCCUCUCCCCUCCUUUUUUUUUUUAAAGCUGAUAUUUAAAGGUGAUGGGUGGGAUUUAUGUGUGCCCUUCUGCUUCCCAAAAGACUCUUAUAUACUCAGAAUUGCACAAAAAAUAAAACUCAAGCUAAAGACGUUGAUCUGCUUAUGCAUUUGAGGAA
Messenger RNA from Hemicordylus capensis (graceful crag lizard), 3720 nucleotides. RefSeq names its product retinol saturase (gene RETSAT). The coding region runs from base 54 to 1949 and encodes 631 amino acids. Gene Ontology annotation, molecular function: oxidoreductase activity. The record is from RefSeq and is a predicted model, not a curated record. Lineage: Eukaryota; Metazoa; Chordata; Lepidosauria; Squamata; Cordylidae. The transcript has 11 exons.